CAUUCCGCAAUUUUCCUCCAGCUUCAAGACCCAGCCAGCCAUGCGUCUCUUCAACAUGACCAUUGUGCUUCUUGCGGCCCUCCUCCUUGCAAGUGGCACAGCAGUAUCACAUGACGAUCAGGCUAGUGUGUUGAACGUGGACGUUGUUCACUCCUCGCGUAUUCUCUCUGGCGAGGACAAGAGAUUCCUUCGAAGCCACCAGACGACGGGUGACGAAGGCAAGAUGACCGAGCACGAUAAUGAAGAGAGGCUUGGCGGGGAUAAUUUGUUCUAUGGACUGAAGCUGUCUAAAAUGGGGAAGGAUGCGAAUUACCGCGAUAAGGUGUUCCAGCGCUGGAAAAACUAUGGACAUACCGUGGAUUCGGUAACUGAGAAACGUGUGCCAGAUAGUCUCAUUGACGCGUUCGAAAAAUACCUGGAAUUGCGGAAGAGAACGGGGAAGGUGUUUGGCGAUCGCCGCCCCCUCAUCGAACCACGAUAGGCGGGGGCUCUGUCGAUUCGCUGCUUUCAACGUAUCGGGGAAAUUUGAACGCAGUGCUGAAGAAGAAAAAUCGCCUAUUGUUAGUUGAUAACACAAAUAAAGGUUCUCUUCAAACAGCCACUGUUAAAGAAAAUCUUAUUAAUCCAACAGAACACUAGCUGGAAAAAAUGAACGUUGUAAAUUAUCUUCG
Messenger RNA from Phytophthora nicotianae INRA-310, 671 nucleotides. RefSeq lists its product as hypothetical. The transcript has a single exon. The record is from RefSeq and is a predicted model, not a curated record. NCBI's taxonomy places the organism in Eukaryota, Oomycota, Peronosporomycetes, Peronosporales, Peronosporaceae. Bases 41 to 481 code for a protein of 146 amino acids.